AUGUUGACACAGCAAGAGUUGGUGGAGCGGAUGCGGGAGUGGGCCGUCCGGGUUACUCCGCAACGGUUGGCCAUUGCAGAAGUGGUUCUCAAUUCUCAAGACCAUCCCACGGUACAGCAGAUCUACGAAAGGGUGCGUGAUCACUUCCCAUCGAUGACGCUUGCAACCAUAUACUCGACGCUGGGUGUGCUGCAGAAGAGCGGGUUGAUCCAAGAGCUUCCUUUCCAGCGCCAAUCGCGCUACGAGCCCAACAUGGAACCCCACGUAAACCUUGUUUGCAUCGAGUGUGAAAAUGUCAUCGAUGCCGACACCUCAAGCGACGUCCACGACAUGGUCGUGAGUCUGCGCAACAGCGUCACCGAGAGGUCCGACUUUGAGGUGGGCUGGCAGAGGGUGGAUUUCUACGGCCUUUGCCCGCGCUGCUCAGCGGCCAAACGACGCGGAGAGUUGGCGGAGGUAUAG
Geodia barretti is the source of this 462-nucleotide messenger RNA. The record is from the annotation of a GenBank genome assembly. NCBI's taxonomy places the organism in Eukaryota, Metazoa, Porifera, Demospongiae, Tetractinellida, Geodiidae.